Ailuropoda melanoleuca (giant panda) is the source of this 558-nucleotide messenger RNA. Its product is annotated as translocon-associated protein subunit beta-like. Bases 1 to 558 code for a protein of 185 amino acids. Gene Ontology annotation, cellular component: membrane; endoplasmic reticulum. The transcript has a single exon. The record is from RefSeq and is a predicted model, not a curated record. NCBI's taxonomy places the organism in Eukaryota, Metazoa, Chordata, Mammalia, Carnivora, Ursidae.
AUGAAGCUGCUGAUGCACCUGCUUGGGGUGCUGGCCACCUUUGCCUCUGUCCACUGUGAGGAAGGGGCCAGGCUUCUGGCCUCCAAGGCUCUGCUGAACCGCUACGCUGUGGAGGGCCGAGACCUCACGCUGCAGUACAAUAUCUACAACGUUGGUUCUAGCGCUGCCUUAGAAGUUGAACUGUCAGAUGAUUCUUUUCCCCCGGAAGACUUUGGCAUCGUCUCCGGGAUGCUCAGCGUCAAGUGGGACCGCAUUGCGCCAGCCAGCAACGUGUCCCACACGGUGGUUCUCAGGCCGCUGAAGGCUGGCUACUUCAAUUUCACAUCCGCCACAAUCACGUACCUGGCGCAGGAGGGGGGCCAGGUGAUGGUUGGAUUCACCAGCGCCCCGGGGCAAGGGGGAAUCCUGGCCCAGCGGGAAUUCGACAGGCGGUUUUCACCCCAUUUUCUGGACUGGGCGGCGUUUGGAGUCAUGACCCUGCCCUCCAUUGGCAUCCCCUUGCUGCUCUGGUACUCCAGCAAAAGGAAGUAUGACACGCCCAAGGCCAAGAAGAACUGA